Acaulospora colombiana is the source of this 642-nucleotide messenger RNA. Lineage: Eukaryota; Fungi; Glomeromycota; Glomeromycetes; Diversisporales; Acaulosporaceae. The record is from the annotation of a GenBank genome assembly.
CAUCGACCACAAUCUCCUCGAGUUUCCUUCCCCCAUAUUCACACUCUGGCCAUUCUCCCCACUCCAAAUGAUGCAACGAUGAACCCCAUCAACUCUCGACUCCGCCUUCAAUUUGACGAGGUCGUCGAGUUUGCGUCACUUUCCGAGUGGGCAGUCGCACGUGAAGAACAAGGGUCGAUGAGUGGUGAGGCGCAUCAAAACAGCUUCAAAAUUCUACUAGAAGACGCUGGUUAUCCCCCAUCUUCGGCGUACUUUUACAAGUUGCGGGCAGUGGCAAUACAUACAAAGGUCCCCGUGCAGCUAGGCUAUUCAAGUGUACGCAGCGAAACACAGUCUUUUCACUAUUCGAUACUUUUAAAAAUAAACCUUGAUUCACCUUCCCUCGUUGAUCGCUUUGGUUCCCUCAGCAUCUCUGGUGACGCUUCAUCGAGGAUAGAGACGGAAAUAGCAUACAUGAAACCCCUUGAAGGAUCAUUGUAUACCACCGAGAUUAUCAAAUUUGGAGUUUAUAGAGGGAUGCUGUGGUCUGUCACAAUGCUGCCCACUUCGCUGUUGCUCUUAGAGCCCCCUCCUAGGGGAGCCCCGAGAGAGCAAGACCGUCUCGUCGCGUGGUCGACCGGAAGCAGCCGUACAACAAGGUGA